Messenger RNA from Vigna angularis (adzuki bean), 2257 nucleotides. Its product is annotated as NAC domain-containing protein 91. NCBI's taxonomy places the organism in Eukaryota, Viridiplantae, Streptophyta, Magnoliopsida, Fabales, Fabaceae. Gene Ontology annotation, molecular function: DNA binding. The record is from RefSeq and is a predicted model, not a curated record. The coding region runs from base 258 to 2045 and encodes 595 amino acids. The transcript is spliced from 6 exons. Gene Ontology annotation, biological process: regulation of DNA-templated transcription.
UAAAAAUUAAUGAGUCACCACUACACUACACUACACUGCAGUGCCUGGGAAAGUUUCUCUGCUCAUGCGUGUUACCUCUGAGAAAAAUAAAAGCGAGAAAAAGCUAUGGGCCACAGCACCUAACACAACACAAUCGUCUCUGAAUUAUUCCCUUGAUUCUCAAAUUCCGCUCCCUCUUAUUUCUUUAUAAUUGAUCGCAGCUCCUUUCCGGAUUUUUUUUUCUCUUUCUUUUUUAGUUUCGUCUUGGUUCAGUCACCAUGAGUUCCCUCGAGUGUUAUUCGUCGCGCGGGGACGAUGUCGCCAUCGUGUCGCUGGAUUCUCUACCGUUAGGGUUCCGAUUCAGACCUUCCGACGAGGAACUCGUCGAUUACUACCUGCGGCAGAAGAUUAACGGCAAUGGUGCCGAGGUUUGGGUUAUCCGAGAAAUUGAUGUCUGCAAAUGGGAGCCGUGGGACAUGCCUGAUUUGUCGGUGAUACGGAACAAGGAUCCGGAAUGGUUCUUCUUCUGUCCACAGGACAGAAAGUACCCAAAUGGGCAUCGAUUGAACAGAGCAACUAGUCAUGGGUAUUGGAAGGCGACCGGGAAGGAUCGUAAAAUAAAGUCUGGGAUGAUUUUGAUUGGAAUGAAGAAGACUUUGGUGUUCUACACUGGUCGUGCACCCAAAGGGAAGAGGACCAAUUGGGUUAUGCAUGAGUAUCGCCCCACCUUGAAGGAGCUUGAUGGCACCAAUCCUGGACAGAAUGCAUAUGUCCUUUGUCGCUUGUUUAAAAAACAUGAUGAGAGCCUUGAAGUUUCGCACUGUGAUGAGGCAGAACAGAUUCCUUCAACUCCGAUUGCUGCCAAUUACUCUACGGAGGAAAUACAGUCGGGUCUGGGUGUUGUUGCAUUGUCCCCAUCCCUUGUUACAGAAGACGAUAAGCACCAGACAAUUGUCCCUACGCACUCUGAGGAAGCAAUAUCCAACGUUAUAACUCCGGUUGAUUGCCAUAGUGAUGGAUAUGAUGCUUCUGAUGCACAAGAUAAAUAUUUGGCACCAGCUGCAGAGGAGUUUCAGCCAUGGAACGUUGAUAUGUAUUACGACCCGAAAAACGAGCUCUUGGAUGACAAGUUAUUCUCCCCUGAACUUGCACUUGUUCAACCAGAAUUUCAUUAUCAACCAAACAGUGAAUCAGAUAGUCGGUAUGGGCUUCAAUAUGGCACUAAUGAGACAAACAUUUCAGACUUUUUAAAUUCUGUUGUUAACUGGGACGAACUACCCUACGAGGAGUCCAAUUGUCAACAGCGGACCUACCCCUCGUUUAAUGUUCAGAAUAGCGCAUUAGGCAGCGAUAUAGAUUCUGAACUUGCCAAUAUAAUAUAUAUGCAAGCUGGUUACGCUGAGGAGGCAAACGACAGAAAGAUUCCUUUGGUGAUAGCUCCAGAAUUUUGCAGCACCACUGGCAUCCCCAUUGCCCGUGGUGGUGAUGAGCAGAAGAGCAAUGUUGAGUUAUUUCAAAGCAUUUCCCAGAGAGAUUUUCCUGAUGUCAAUAUGGGCCAAGUAUACAAUGUAGUCCAUGAUUAUCCGCCACCCAGAAUCUAUAAUACCGUUCCUAGUGGGGAUACCGGAAUCAUUAGAAGGACUAGAGUGGUUCAAACUGAAAAGCUAAGUGCAAACGUAACACAGGGUACAGCACAGAGGAGAAUUCGUUUGGCGCAGAAGGCGCAAAAUAAGAUGGUGAAAAAAGAGCUUGAUUCAAAACCAAUCAUCGCUGUGGAGGAGAAAGCUUCAGAAAACCAUGUUUCGGAUGGAAGUGCUACGCUUACUAAUGAUGGGAAUGAACUGCAGAAGACACCAGAGGCAAAUGGCAAUAGAAAGAUUUCUCGUCAAGUUGCAAAAGCAAGUUCUACCUUUGGGUUGAAAGAUUUUUUAUUGCUCAGAAGAGUGCCAUACAUUUCAAAGGCUGCCUCCAAUCGUACCAAGUGCUCUUCUAUUUUUGUAGUUUCUGCCUUUCUAAUGGUCUCAUUAGUGGUCUUUACUGACAUCUGCGGAUAUCUUAAAUUCUAAACUGCUAGGAGAUCAUUCGUUUGUUUUUGUUUUUGCCUCUAUAUCUUUUUUGUGCCAAUUAAGUAGAGGCGUGUAGGGUCUGCUUAGAGUUGUUGAUAGUUGAAUAUAUAUGCGAGUGCACAUGUAGUUGGUUGGUGUAUUAUAUGUAUACUCACAGGUUGGCUAGUUUGUAGACUCUUGAUGUACAUUGGAAGUGCAGUUCCUCCCCCCAA